AUGUUCAUUCAACACCUCGUCGAAGAAAAUGGACAUCAAGUACAAAAGACAACCACACUACUCGAACUCUUUAAACAGUAUUUAUUGCACGCAGAUACCAAACUAGAAGUAUUGUGUAUCACUAGAUGGAACAAUUAUACAGCGCUUGGAGAGAGCAAGACUCUUCAUACAAUUGAAUUGACAGGUGAAUUUUCUGGUCACCUAAAAGAAUGUAUCGCCAAACUGACAGCAGUUUUUGAACAAAUCACUCCAUUGGUCAAUAUCAAAACAUUGAUCAUCUCCAUCACCGAUCCAACUCUAUUUACCAAUGAUUUGGAUUUAGACAUACCAUACAUCAAAAAACAUGCCAUCAAAGAACUUAUUCCUGGAUCCAACAACAAAACCAUUGAACGUUCCUAUUCAUUGACCGAUCCACUUCCUUUCAAAUCCGGUGAUUACGGUUUCGCAUUGGGACAAAUCAAAUUUAUUAGUAGACCAUUAUUUAAUGAAACUAGAUGUUUUAAAUGUUAUUUUCAUAGAUAG
This is a messenger RNA of Cavenderia fasciculata, 522 nucleotides long. RefSeq lists its product as uncharacterized. The coding region runs from base 1 to 522 and encodes 173 amino acids. The record is from RefSeq and is a predicted model, not a curated record. Lineage: Eukaryota; Evosea; Eumycetozoa; Acytosteliales; Cavenderiaceae. The transcript has a single exon.